Molecule: messenger RNA, 1551 nt
Organism: Psilocybe cubensis
Lineage: Eukaryota; Fungi; Basidiomycota; Agaricomycetes; Agaricales; Agrocybaceae
Exons: 3
Coding region: 1-1551 (516 amino acids)
Source: RefSeq, a predicted model, not a curated record
AUGGCCACGGAUGCUCUGUACAGCACCCUACGCCAUUUUGCAGAUGCUACCAACGAUCUUGUCUGUUCGACGCCAGAAUUUGUCCUAAGACGACCCACAAAGAAAUUAUGCGACCGUGACCAGCAGGCGGGCUCAUCGUCCGUGGCGACGUCAACGAGUUUGAGUCACCUCCAAGAGCCCACACUGAGGCCCAAAUUGCCUAUGGAAAUACUGGAUGCCAUCUUUCUCCUGCUUCCCCAUGAUCACCUCAAGCCCCUGCUGUUUACCAAUUCCUUUAUCUCGGCUCUGGCCGCUAGACGGUUGUAUCACACCGUCCACCUCGGGAUACCGAGCACUAUCAUCCAAUUUCUGAAAGGCAUCGUGAAGAAGCCUGAGCUCGCGAGCCUGGUGCGGGUGCUAGACCUGCACAUCAACCCGUACACGCCCAUAUCCAAUUUCUAUACCCUGCUCCAUCGCGCUCUGCUCCUUACAACAGGCCUCACCUCUCUAUUUCUGGAGCUACCAAAGACACACUCCCCACUAUGGAUAUUCGACCGCUGCACAUUCAAACUGCGGCAGUUCACAACGUCGAUGUACUGCCGCCGGCCCCUGGCGUCUUUCCUUGAAGCGCAGAGCUCCAUCGUCGACCUUACGCUGCGAGGGUACCAGACCGACUCAGUGUUCUUCCUCCCGUUCAUCGACCCGCUGCCGCCGUCGAUGCAGGUGCCGAACGCGGACGCAUUUAUCCUCUCCCCGGAGGCGCUCCCGCGGCUACGGUCGUUCAACGCGGUGCAUGCGGACGCGUGCAUCGUCCAGGCGGUGGUGCAGGGCCGCCCGGUGCAGGUGGUGUCUAUCCCCCUGUUCUCAGAGAUGAGCGUCGCUGCGCUCGACGCACUGAAGAUGUCCACCGCGUCUUUGAAGAGGCUGAGUGUGAUCAGCUUUGACCCCACCGCUCCGUCGUUUUUGUUCGAAGCGCUCGCGCAAAGAUUCGAGGAGCUGGAGGCGUUGCAUCUUGUCAUGUUGAUGGCUGAGUACAGCAACGAACUUCUGGAGCAGUCAGCCAAUAUUCUGUCCAGAUUUAAAUGUCUAAAAUACAUCACUUUCAUGGCUGCCCCACCACCGAUGGUGCAGCCCGCGAACGUCGCGAACGGGAAUGUCACCCCAGCGACUGAGGAGGACGAAGGGCGCAUAGCCAAAAUGUGGCAUCGCGCCUGUCCUACUCUCCGAACCAUCAUUCUGCCCAAAGGCAAGGUGUGGUUCCAAAACUCUCCCGCGCCAUCAGCGACGGCGACAACGGCCCACGGGGUAGGAAACACAAGUACCGCCUCUGUUCAAACAGUAACAACGCCCUCUGAGACAUCUACAGAGGCAGGAGGAGGAGGAGCGAUAGCGCAGUCUGCAAGUGGCAGCGACAGCAACGCUGACGCUUCAGACGACUCCAAUGGCCCUGGGAUGGUCUACAUCGGCGACGCCCAGAGUUUCGAGCAGGAUAUGUUGGACGCGGUAGUUUCUGAAAAUGCUUACAACGGUAGUAGCAACACUAACAAUGAUGUCCAAUGGUCGCAUCUGUGA